AUUCGCGGUGCCGGUGCCUUGAAUCGGGGUCCACCCAACCGAACCUUAACACUCGGUGGGACCAGACUGCAGGGCAGCGGCGAGGCCCUUGAUUCACUUGCACUCCGCCUUGGGACUGAGGCAGGCAGAUGGAGUUCCAGUUCCCGUCCUUCAAAAGCAAACGACGUCCACUCUUCCACUUUCCACUUUCACUUUCUACCCAAGUCAUCCUCGACAGCAGCAACAACCACAACCGACUUAGCUUGGACUUGUACACUCAAUCCGCUUUCCAAUCCGGGUCUGUUGAUCUCCUCCCUCAGAUCGACUCCCACCCACCUCGGGCUCUACUUGAGCUGCUCCGAGGUCCAUCCGCAUCUCUUGCGACGAUCCACUCGCGUCUCGCUGCUUCUCGGCGGCCAGAUCUUCUUGUGUAUUCUUCCAGCAAUUCUACGCCGUACGCCAUCUCAGCGUCCGACGUAAAUACUAGAUCGACUUCAACUCGACAUCUCUUUCCCAUCUUCGAUACCCGGUACUCAGACACACAACAACCGCCAAAAUGGCCGAAGCAGAGAACUACGAGGACGAUCUCUUCGACGAUCUGUACAACGACGACGACGCUCCUGCUGCCUCGAAGCCAGCCGCUGCACCAGCAUCUGCCCCAGCCCCACCUCAGACUUCGGCUACUGAACAGCCUUCUCAACAACAACAGCAACAACAACAGCAACAGCAAGAGCAGCAGCAACAAGCUGCCGCCGCCCAGCAGUCGGCUGCUGACAACUACGGAACAUCCAACGACUACAGCCAACAAGGCUAUUACAAUGGAGGCGACGGACAAUACGGCAACGAUGAGGAAGAAGACGAAGACGAUGACGAUAUCGAUUUCAACCUCGGAAACGGCCCAUCGACCACUGUCGCUCGCCACGACGACGACAACAACAAUAACAACAGCAGCCAGUCUCAGUCGCAAUACCAUGCCCCCCCACCGCCCCAGGCCCAACACAAGGGCCCUAAUGCUAAGGAAGAUGGGUAAGUCACCUCCCCUUGAUGCUAUUCGUGACACACGUACAUGCUCGUAACACCCCCAACCCCCCCUAUAACCCCUACCUAUAUCCUCGUUUUUUGCCCGAUGCAGCUGCAGCCCCACCCCAGCUCUCCUACAUGACGAGUUGAACAUCCACUCGAAACCCGCCCAGGACGUGGCGUCCUAGAACUUGGUCUGGUUGGGAAAGGAAGGUUUGGGCGGCGCAAGGGCUUGAUGAGCAGAGUAGAGUCUUGGCACCAGACACUCCGAGUCACUCUGGCGCGUAU
Neurospora tetraspora is the source of this 1287-nucleotide messenger RNA. RefSeq lists its product as uncharacterized. NCBI's taxonomy places the organism in Eukaryota, Fungi, Ascomycota, Sordariomycetes, Sordariales, Sordariaceae. Bases 129 to 1055 code for a protein of 308 amino acids. The record is from RefSeq and is a predicted model, not a curated record. The transcript is spliced from 2 exons.